This is a messenger RNA of Bactrocera latifrons, 749 nucleotides long. RefSeq lists its product as uncharacterized. The record is from RefSeq and is a predicted model, not a curated record. NCBI's taxonomy places the organism in Eukaryota, Metazoa, Arthropoda, Insecta, Diptera, Tephritidae. The transcript is spliced from 2 exons. Bases 39 to 665 code for a protein of 208 amino acids.
UUUAAUAGUGAGUGAGACCAACCGGCCGCAACAGUGAAAUGAUGACAAAAUUCUUUUGUGUAACUUUAUUAUCAUCCUUCAUCAUGGUACAGCUGAUCGUUACCAGCUCAGCUGUACCUGUGCAAAUCGAGGAGGCACAAGCAGUAAUCAGCACAGGCGUUAAUGAACUCCCCGCUGAUAGUAAACUCGAUUUAGCCGCACGCCAUAAAGUGUUGUUGGAAUUUGAAAAGCAUUUUGCGCAAUUUUCUUGUGAGGCGAUUAAAGUUAUUUUAGUUGACUUGAAAGCUGCGCCAGAGCAUAUUGUUGCGCAUGACGACAAAAUCACUGCUUUGAAGAACGCUUUGGACAAAAUUAAGAAAAUAAACUUAAUCAAUGAGCCGUUAGAUCCGCUUGAAGUACGCGCCGCGACCAACAUAAUCGGCGAAUUAAUUUCUCAAACAAAUAUUAACUUAGUAAGCGCUGUGAAGGAGCAUGGGCAGCUGGCAUUUGAGUUGCAAAGAUUUAAUUUUUUCCUUGGCGAGGCCUUUGAUGAUCUCAUUGCAACACUGACGCCAGAGGAGCGGGAGUUGGACGCUGGCUUGGUGAGUCUGCAUAAGCAAUACAACGAAAGUGACAAUGAUGAAAAAUGGCAAUUUUGGAUUAAACUGUGGAAUUAUUUUGAGUAAUAAAACUGCUAUAAGUAGCAGGGAGUUUGAUAGUUUUUAAGCUCAAUGUAUACAUAUAUUAAUUCAUAAUAAAAGUGGGUUGGU